UGGUAUAUGCAUGUCAUCACUCUAUUCCAAAAUACCAAGUUGAACCAAAAUAGAAGUGUUCAAAGUGCAGAAAACUUCAACUAUUUUAUGACCAAUACAAUACAUCUUCAAAAUUAAACCACCUUCAUACAAAUUUCAUACCCUAUAAAUACAAUUGCUUCAACACAAAUUCUCUUCACCAACAUACAAUAUUAUCAACUCUUUUCAACAAACAUUUCCAAUUAGCAAAUAACAACAAUAUGAGUAAAAUGGUUUCUAGCUUGAUUUUGAUAUUUCUAUCAAUAUCUUCACUGGCUUCAGCAUCUCUCCAGGUUGGAUUCUAUGGCUACACAUGUCCAUCUGCUGAGACAAUAGUGAGAAAUACGGUUAACAAAGCUGUUUCACAAAGCCCUGGCUUAGGUGCUGGAUUGAUCAGAAUGCAUUUUCAUGAUUGCUUUGUUAGGGGUUGUGAUGCUUCUGUGUUACUAGCAUCAACACCAGGAAACAUAGCUGAGAGAGACAACUUCGUCAACAAUCCAAGCCUACGCGGCUUCGAGUUUAUCAACGAGAUCAAGGCCCAACUAGAAUCGGAAUGUCCGCAGACAGUAUCGUGUGCGGACAUUCUUACCUUUGCAGCAAGAGACAGUGCUCUCAAGCUCAGUGGUGGUACUAUAAACUACGAGGUACCAUCAGGGCGAAGAGACGGCCGUGUCUCUAUCGGAGACGAAGUGCCAAAAAAUCUACCCGCACCUUUCUUCACCACCGAUCAACUCAUCGCAAACUUUGCACAGAAAGGGUUAUCCGCCGAUGAAAUGGUUACACUCUCGGGAGCACAUUCAGUUGGUGUAUCACACUGUUCUUCUUUCUCGAACCGUUUGUAUUCAUUUAGUAAUACAAACGCUGUGGAUCCUUCCAUGGAUCCAUCAUUCGUUGAAUCAUUGAAAACAAAGUGUCCAGUUCCACCAAGUAGCAACGAUCCAUUAGUGGUGCUUGAUGUUGGUAGUCCUAAUCGUUUGGAUAGUGUUUACUAUGAAGGAUUGGUUAACCAUCGUGGUUUGUUGACUUCCGAUCAAACGUUGUUGAGUAGUGAAUCAACAAAAGAAAUUGUGGUAAAUAAUGCAAAUUAUGGUGCAAAUUGGGCUAAGAAGUUUGCAGAUGCUAUGGUGCAUAUGGGUUCUAUUGAUGUGGUAAGUGGCUAUGAUGGUGAGAUUAGGAAACAUUGCAACUUUGUCAAUUAAUACUACUAGGUGCUUGUUUUGUGACAACAAUUGUUUUGUUUUAGUUUGGUCAAAAGUCAAUGUGUAAAUUCCUAUUAGGGUGCAUCUAUGUCUUGUUGUGUAUUUCCCUUAUUAUUUUGCUUUCUAUAUUCUUGAAGUGUAUUAUAUUUGUAAUUCAUAUAAUUCUAUUUGUUCUGUUAGUA
Molecule: messenger RNA, 1399 nt
Organism: Vicia villosa (hairy vetch)
Lineage: Eukaryota; Viridiplantae; Streptophyta; Magnoliopsida; Fabales; Fabaceae
Product: peroxidase 5-like
Exons: 2
Coding region: 240-1217 (325 amino acids)
Biological process (GO): hydrogen peroxide catabolic process; response to oxidative stress
Cellular component (GO): plasmodesma; plant-type cell wall
Molecular function (GO): peroxidase activity; heme binding
Source: RefSeq, a predicted model, not a curated record